Messenger RNA from Telopea speciosissima, 633 nucleotides. Its product is annotated as putative F-box protein At3g23260. Lineage: Eukaryota; Viridiplantae; Streptophyta; Magnoliopsida; Proteales; Proteaceae. The transcript has a single exon. The coding region runs from base 1 to 633 and encodes 210 amino acids. The record is from RefSeq and is a predicted model, not a curated record.
AUGUAUUUAUGGAAUCCUGCUAUAGGAGAUUACAAGCAAUUGUCAACACAUGUUAACGAUGACAUUAUCUAUAUCCGUGGUUUAGGGUUUGGUUAUGUUCGUAUUUCUGGCAAAUUCAAGGUGCUGGUAAUUUCACUGAGGAUUCCAAUUCAAGUUGAAGCCACUGCCACUGUGUAUACAGUGGGGACAAGUUCUUGGAGAAUCAUCGGAGAAGUUAAGUACCCUGUUUUGGAUUUAAAACAACCACAGGUGUUCGGAGGUUGUCCCCAUUGGAUUGUACCUAGUUUGAAAUCCAUUGUUUCAUUUGGUAUUGGAAAUGAAGAAUUCAAGAAAAUUUCAAUGCCUCCUAUUGGUUAUACUAUAACAAAAAGAACGAAUUUGACUGCAUUAGUAGGUCAUUUUUCUAUAUUUUGUGAUGUAUUUAAAUCAAAACGUUUUGAAUUAUGGGUGAAGAUGGAUGAUGGAUCGGAGAAUACUAAUUGGAGAAAGCAACUCUCCCUUAAUGAGUCAUACAUACCUGGAGAUUAUUUUGUGAAUGGAUAUCGAGAGAGAAAGUUGUAUGGCUUCAAGAACGAUCAGUUUUUACUGCAGAACAACAGACUAGCUUUAUUUGACCCAGUGACGAGUCGUUAG